AUGAAGAUUUAGAACUUGUAAUUGGGAUUCAGUUUAUAUAUGUAAUUAAUUUCAUAAUUCUAUUGCAUCUGUUUUUGUAAUAACAAAAUACAAUUCAUAAAAACGUAGAAUUACCAAUAAUAUAAGAGGACUAGAUUCGAAACAUUGAUGAAUGGAGAUUUAGAAAUUAACUUAAAAAUUAAAUAUUGUUCAUAUACUACAUUAAGUAAAAUACUUAAUGGGGAUUAGAAAACAAAUAUCUAAAUAAAUGCGAUCAAUACGAUUUGA
Molecule: messenger RNA, 267 nt
Organism: Paramecium octaurelia
Lineage: Eukaryota; Ciliophora; Oligohymenophorea; Peniculida; Parameciidae
Source: the annotation of a GenBank genome assembly